AUGGCAACAGGGCGACUGUGUGUCCUGUUGAUGGUCCUCUCUUUGACUUUAGCAGAAGACUUUAAAUUAAAGUACAAACCAGCCUCCAAACCUGUCCGAUUAUUCACUGAGGAGGAGCUGAAGAGGUACGACGGCAGCGAGGAGGAACUCCCUAUUUACAUGGCAGUAAAAGGAGUGGUGUUUGAUGUCACCAAAGGAAAAGAGUUUUAUGGCAAAGAUGCACCGUACAACGCCCUGGUUGGUAAAGACUCCACCCGAGCCGUGGCCAAGAUGUCCCUUGACCCAGAAGACCUGAUAUCAGAUACUACGGGCCUCACUGAGGACCAGCUGGAGUCUCUGGAUGAUGUAUUUGAAGGCACGUACAAAACAAAGUAUCCCAUUGUGGGCUACACAGCUUCACGCAUCCUCAGCGAGGACGGGAGUCCCAAUCCAGACUUCAAGCCAGAAGACCAGCCUCAUUUUCAUAUCAAAGAUGAGUUUUAAGUUUACCUUUUUAUUUUAUUUUAUAAACAGUCUUUGUCACUGUGUAGAAGAAUCUCUUGUGAGCUCCGUCUCUUCACUUGACUUGA
Scomber scombrus (Atlantic mackerel) is the source of this 569-nucleotide messenger RNA. RefSeq names its product neudesin neurotrophic factor (gene nenf). Gene Ontology annotation, cellular component: endomembrane system; membrane. The record is from RefSeq and is a predicted model, not a curated record. The transcript has 4 exons. Lineage: Eukaryota; Metazoa; Chordata; Actinopteri; Scombriformes; Scombridae. Bases 1 to 483 code for a protein of 160 amino acids.